CUCACGAGUUCCCUCCACAUGCUUAUCCGAAGUCCGAAUAAUUUCCCUCCCUCCCUCGUUUUCUGCUUCUCUCCCCAUUUUGUUCGUACUCUCGCUGUGUCCACCUUCCUUCGUCCCAUUCUCCGCUCUCUCCCCCCGCAAAAGCCCUCGGAUCUCUGAAUUGAAGCCUCAGUCCUCGUAAUCCACUACCCUUCGACCGAUCAUAUUUUUACCGCCGCUUUCGCCUUUGAUCCCUGGACAUAAUUAGGGUUUUGGGCUCCGAUUCGGCCUCCGGAGACUGUAUCUCGGGCUUUGCCCCGGGUGCGGCUGUGUCUCUCUGUUUUCCUCCUGUGUGAUCCGAUCUGGAUUUAUGACCGGUGGGGAGGAAGCUGGGAACCGAUCGGAACAGCAGCUGGCGCAGAUCUUCAAGCCGCCGAAGCAGUACUUGCUGAUUUCCUCAUCAAAACCACCUUUUUGUUCUCCUGAUGAGUACCACAGGUUCGACAGCCUGCAAGGGUCCAAUGACGAGAUGGUCGAUGCCCUAGUCUUACAAACUCCUUUGAAGCGAAAGUCUGUGCAAGAAGAUAAUGACAUUAUAAAUGUAAGUGAAUGGACAACCAGCCCACAAUAUUCUGUAGGAGUUACUAGUCCUCUACUCACACCAGUAUCUGAGAAAGGAAGGAAGACAAACAAUAGGUCCAAGGUUGCAAAACACAAUAAGCUUGAAGCUCUAACUCCUGUAUCAAAUAUUGGCUUACCUUCAGGUGAUAAUCUUACUCCAGUUGGUACUUGCCGCUAUGAUAGCUCCUUAGGGCUUUUGACCAAAAAGUUUAUCAACUUGCUGAAACACUCACAAGAUGGCAUCCUCGAUUUAAAUAAAGCUGCGGAAAUAUUGAAGGUACAAAAGAGGAGGAUUUAUGAUAUCACUAACGUUCUUGAAGGCAUUGGGCUUAUAGAAAAGAAAUUUAAAAACAGAAUCUGUUGGAAGGGUGUAGAUGACUUGGAUCCAGUUGAGGUUCAUGGUGAUGUUUCAUUAUUACAGGCUGAAAUUGAGAAACUUACAUUUGAGGAGAGGAAAUUAGAUGAUCUUAUCAGCCAAAUGAGAGAAAAAUUGAGGGAGUUUACUGAGGAAGAAAAUAAUCAAAAGUACGUUUUCUCAUUCAUUCAAACAAUAGAUUACUAUUGGCCAAUUGUCAUGCACAAGCAACUUUUUUUUCCCUCUAGGUGGCUCUUUGUUACUGAAGAUGAUAUCAAAGGCCUUCCAUGCUUUCAGAAUGUAACCUUAAUUGCAAUUAAAGCUCCUCAUGGUACUACCCUAGAAGUUCCUGAUCCUGAUGAGGCUGGAGAAUAUCUCCAUAGGAGAUAUAGGAUUGUCUUAAGAAGCACUAUGGGUCCUGUAGAUGUUUAUCUUGUGAGUCAAUUUGAAGAGAAGUUUGAUGAGUUGAGUGACAUGAAUACACCGCCAAAGCUCCCUCCUGCAUCAAAUUCAAGUUCUGUUGACAACUCUAUUGUCCCUUGUAAUGCUGAAGAGAGCAUUGGGAUUGGAAUGGAUGUUGAUAUUCAACAAAAUGAGAGGAUAUGGUUUGAUUUGAACUCUUCACAGGAUUUUAGUGGUGGCAUGAUGAAGAUUGUUCCUUCAGAGAUUGAUACUGAAGCUGAUUAUUGGCUUUUAUCAGAUGCAGAUGUUAGCAUCACUGAUAUGUGGAAAACUGCACCAGAGGUUCAAUGGGAUAGCAUGCCAAGAUUCAAUGCAUGUGAUUUUAUUACAGAUGGCGCUAGCACUCCUAUACCACGAACUCCAUCAGGAGUUGAGAUCACUGCAGAUGCAAAUUCCUCCCAGAGAUGAGUGCAGGUUGGAUGUAUUGGUGGAAGUGGGAAGCCAUCAAUCUCUUAUUGGCUCAUGCCAGUGAGGAUUAAGGCCUUACCUGAAUGCGGAUUGAAGUAUUAACUUAGUAAUGGUGGGAUGCUUUUAGUAGCAGGCAUUCAAGUUUCUUCAAGCUCCGUCCGGUAUAUGGUAAACUACAGCUCUACUGAACUGUCAUCAUGCAUAGCAAAAUGAGAGGCUGUUACAUGAGUGAGUUGGCAAGUUUCUAAUGUUGUGGCUUAUCUAAUCUUUCAUAACUUGAUUAGAAAAUCAGACAAGUAGCACUUGCUUAGGAUCCUAAUCAGUUGUUUUGCUGCCUUUUAUCUUUUGAUAUAUAAAGAAACGUUGUUAGAACCCCCAGUUGUGUAGCCGAAUGAGAUGUAGCUGUGCCAGCAGAUUA
Zingiber officinale is the source of this 2243-nucleotide messenger RNA. RefSeq names its product transcription factor E2FB-like. The record is from RefSeq and is a predicted model, not a curated record. Gene Ontology annotation, biological process: regulation of transcription by RNA polymerase II. Bases 350 to 1825 code for a protein of 491 amino acids. Gene Ontology annotation, cellular component: RNA polymerase II transcription regulator complex. NCBI's taxonomy places the organism in Eukaryota, Viridiplantae, Streptophyta, Magnoliopsida, Zingiberales, Zingiberaceae. The transcript is spliced from 13 exons. Gene Ontology annotation, molecular function: protein dimerization activity; DNA-binding transcription factor activity, RNA polymerase II-specific; RNA polymerase II cis-regulatory region sequence-specific DNA binding.